AUGCGCGGGAGCUUCAUCCCCAGUUGUGUCCGCUGUGCUGUAUUGUCGUCAAAAGCACAGGGAAUGGGAAGUUAUGGCAGAUGCUAAGCUUUGGCAGAUGCUAAACUUAACACUUUUUAAGCUUUUGUGAUGUGUAAUGUAGCCUUUCCGUUACAAAUUCCCUUUAUACCACCGCUGGAACGAGCUGGAAACAAGCUUGCUGUUAGUUGCUGUAGUGAAGGCGCGAGAACGCUUCAGCAGCUGUUUUUUUCCUGUCUGUGAACUCUCCAGUGCUUCACAAUGAUCUGUGUACAAACUUCAGUUUGUGAACGUGUGCAAGAUCAGCCUGUGCACUAGCAGUGGUGCAUCUGCUCCUGAUUUGAUCCUGUCUCCCAUUAUAUUGGGUUUAUCCAGCUCUUCACAUUUCGUAUAACGAACACUUUAUUCUGUAGACAUGGUGUCCAGACCUGGAGAUUUUCCAGCCCUGGAAGCGGGUUCAGGUGUCAGUGAUGGUCUCCUUGGAGGCAUGUCCAUUCCCGUCGGGAUGACCCGCCGAGCCAUCAGCUAUGAUGAUAACCUUGAGCGGCCUAUCUCUCCACCUCCAACUGACAUUAAUAUUAGCAACCUCUGGAAGCGACCGGUUAUUCCUGAGAGGAAGUUUGCACGGCUAGCUGAGGAGGACGAAUUGGAUGGAGGAGCAAAGCAAAGUGUAACAUUAGAAUCCUCCAAACCUCAAAUCCCUGUGGUUAAAGCUAAAGCCUCUUCUGUCAUGAACUCCCUCAUCAUCAAACAGACCCAGGAGAGCAUGCACAAGUUUGAGAAGCAGGCAGGACUGACUGAUACAGGCUACACUCCACACAAAGGCCUGGCUGCUGAAGAGACCCGCUUCCAUCGUCUGGCAGAGUCCAUGCAUAAACUUGCCAUGCAAAAUGUAGAUACCAAGGAAGAGAAACAGCCGUCUUCUGGUCAGUCAACACCUGCAGGGACCCCGCAGUCAUCACCUAAACAGAAACGCAGAGGCUGGUUCAGCAGUCAGGGCUCCACUGCGUCCCUCACAGGCUCUGAGAUGAGCACCAGCUCCAGUAUAGAUCUGACAACAGGAGAGGGAGUCGUAGAGCGCUGGGGUGUUUUUGGACCGCGGUCUCAAGUCAGCAAGUCCACAACUGACCCAGGUGCAGAUCCAGCCCCAUCAGGGGGCUUUGCUCUGCAGUCUUAUAAGGGAGCCCAGAAACCAACCCCGAUGGAAGUGAUGAAGGCGCAGGCCACGCGCUUGGCCGAGGACUCUGCUGGUUUCAAAGCGCCCCCCAAGAUGGAGAUCCCCACCGUGGAGGGGAAGAGACAAAUGACCCGACCUCACAAACUCAAGCACCGUGAUAUGAACGUGCUUACGCCCUCAGGAUUCUGAGAACCACUUCCUGGAAAACCCCUCAGAUCGUACACAUUGUGAACCUGUAGCUGGUCUACCCUUGUGUUCCCCUGUGCUGUCUUGCUGUUCGGUCUCUGCAGUACUAAUAGCUUUUCCCCAUCGCCGAAAACAUGACCCCACGUUCCUCACAGCGCCACUUUGCUAGUGUCUAAUGUAAAUGUGAGCUUUCAAAAGAUGUUUAGUGUGAAUGAUCACUUGCUGGUGCCAUUGUCUGUGUUGUCAUCUUUUUUUUGCCUUUUAAUUUGGUAUUACCUUUCGCUAAAAAUCUCUGAUCAACUCACCUUCAUCUGAUUUGAAUGACUUCUGUGGAAUUUGACUGUUUGCUUCAGUUACUAUUCGGUUUCGGUUUGGUAAAAGCCUAAAUGUUUGUCAUUCUUCAGGUUUCUCCUUUAUAGUGAAUGGAAGGAAGUCAUGGGGUUGGAAUGAUGUGGGGUGAUUAAAUGAUAACAGAAUUUCUUUCGCUUAUGAAAUAUCUCUUUAAUUUAGAACGUGAACGAGUGUGUUUGUGUACGUCUUUCUUGAUGUUUUUGGAUAUACUGUGGUGUGUACAGUAUAUUCAUUAGCUUUCAUGUUAACACUGACUGAUCAAAUACAUUGUGGUUUUAUUUGCUGGCUUUUAUGCAGGAUGCGUUCUAUCACAUAGCUGCAACUUAAUAAAAUAACUUGAGAAUUUGUUUUUUGCCCGCCUAGUUGACAUAUAAUGAUGAAUAAUAUUGUGAUUUUUUUUGUAUAACAUCAGUACACAACAGGUUCAGUGAUAACUUAAUUCUUUAAGUCUUUACUGUUGUGUAGUGGUCUGUGACAUUUAAAGCAUCAUUGGUUGUGACAAGGAUGGUCUAACAAAUGAUAAGGGCACUAAAAUGACUGAAGGCUAAGAAGGUUUUUGACUGAAAUUUUAUUUAAGUUAGUAGCUGCUGUAUUUUUGUUACAAGUUAAAUGUUUUGUUUGAAUUUCUCAAAAGAUCAAAUGUAGUAACUUUGAUCUUGUUGGAACUGUUAAUACAUGAAUAAAUAAUAAAUGUCAUAAACUCCC
Triplophysa rosa is the source of this 2437-nucleotide messenger RNA. Its product is annotated as KIAA1191 ortholog. The transcript has 9 exons. The coding region runs from base 434 to 1384 and encodes 316 amino acids. Lineage: Eukaryota; Metazoa; Chordata; Actinopteri; Cypriniformes; Nemacheilidae. The record is from RefSeq and is a predicted model, not a curated record. Gene Ontology annotation, cellular component: cytoplasm.